AUGGAUUCUGUGACACUUUUGCCAUUAAAAUCUUCAUCGAAAAGUUUAUUUAUGAUGAUUAGAAAAAAAUUUCACAUAAAAUUAAAUAUUCCAAUUUUGUUAAUGAUAUUAUUGAUUGUUUUCUUAUGUGUACAUUAUUUACCUUCUACAAAGUGUUCUAAUGAACAAGAAGCAAAAAAUAAAAUAAAAAUUAGAUUUAUAAUACUUAUACUUUCCAGUCCUGAUAACUUAGAACGAAGAGCAACUAUUAGAAAGACAUGGUUGGCACAAAAACAAGCUUCAGUCAAACAUUUUUUUGUAAUAGGAACUUUAGAUACAUUGCCAGAGCAAAAAGAAACUUUAUAUUCUGAAAAACAAAAAUUUAAUGAUUUACUUUUAUUAUCAAGAUUACCAGAUUCAUAUGGAACUUUAACAAAGAAAGUUUUAUAUGCAUUCAAGGAAAUUUAUGAAUAUUAUCAAUUUGAUUUCUUAAUGAAAUGUGAUGAUGAUACAUUUGUUUUGGUACAUAAAAUUUUAAGAGAGCUAGAUAAAUGGGAUAACAAAGGAACAAAAAAAGAAUUAUAUUGGGGAUUUUUUAAUGGAAAAGCACAAGUCAAAAGAAGUGGACCAUGGAAAGAGAUAGAUUGGAUAUUAUGUGAUUAUUAUCUUCCUUAUGCACUUGGAGGAGGAUAUGUUUUAUCUUAUAAUUUGAUAAAAUUUAUUGCAACAAAUGCAGAUAUUUUCAAAUUAUACAAAGCAGAAGAUGUAUCUGUUGGAGUUUGGAUAGCAUCUUUGGCAAAUAUUGAAAGAAAACAUGAUGUGCGAUUUGAUACAGAAUAUAGAUCACGUGGAUGUUCUAAUCAAUAUAUAGUUAUGCAUAAACAGACUAUUGAAAACAUGAAAAAUAUGUAUGAAUAUUAUCAAGCAUCUGGAGCAUUGUGUGUAAAAGAAAUAAGAAAUCGUAUGAGUUAUCAAUAUAAUUGGACAGUUCCACCCAGUCAAUGUUGCAAUUUACAAUCUGGUAUCCCAUAGUAAUUAAAAUUAUCUCUCUUUUUUUUUUAUAUACAUUUAAUCUUCUAGUCAUUAUUUCAUUUUAUAUAUUUAUAUUUAACCAACUAAAUAUGUUGGUAAGUACUUAUAAAUAUUUUAUUUAUAAUAACUAUGUUAUAUAUUAUAAUGAUGUAAUCUAAAUAAUAGUAUGCUUCAUAGUUUUUAUAAUUAAUUAAAGAAUGAAUAAUAAUAAACACAUAAAAUACUUUGAAUAUUAUUACAUUAUUACAUAUAUUAAAAUAUGUUAUUUCAUUAAUACUUAUUUUUUAUAAUAUAUAAAUUAAACAUUAACAUAAUUAUUUUUUAUACAUAUGUUUGAAAUAAAAUUAAAAAUAGAAAUAGAAAUUAAAAAUCUGAUUUUUGUAAAUUAAAUAUAUUUUUCUCAUUAUAUAUGUAUAGUAUACAUACAUACAUGUGUAUAUAUGAUAUAUAUACAUAGAAAAAAAUUUACUCUAUAUAUAUCAUUUACAUUUAUAAAAUAUAAAAACAGCAAUAUUUUUUCUAUUUUAAUACAAUAAUUAUGUAGAAUAAGAUAUUAUAUUUCAAUUGAGCAAAUCACAGAUAUUCAAAAAUGACCAAUUUAUAAUAAAUUACUACUUUUAUCUAAAAGAAAUAAUAGAAAGACAAUAAUAGUCAUGGUCGAUUUUCUUUUCUGUGAUAAGCUAUUAAUUUACUGCAUUUUCAUUACAUCUUAUAUUGCUGACAUAAAUAUUAAAUGUAAUAUUUAAUUAUUUUUAAUAAAAACUAUAAUAAGAAAUGUAAAUUAUUUUUAAAAUAAAAUACUUAAUUUUUUUUUUUUCAAAAAGAAGUAGAUAUUUUAAGAAUAAUUUUUCCUAGCAAUAUUAGC
This is a messenger RNA of Apis cerana (Asiatic honeybee), 1876 nucleotides long. RefSeq names its product beta-1,3-galactosyltransferase 6 (gene beta3GalTII). The record is from RefSeq and is a predicted model, not a curated record. Gene Ontology annotation, biological process: glycosaminoglycan biosynthetic process; protein O-linked glycosylation. Gene Ontology annotation, cellular component: Golgi membrane. Gene Ontology annotation, molecular function: galactosylxylosylprotein 3-beta-galactosyltransferase activity. Lineage: Eukaryota; Metazoa; Arthropoda; Insecta; Hymenoptera; Apidae.